AUGGAGCGCAAACACGCGGAUCGGUCGCUAUCGGCCGUCGGUGAGACAUUUCAGCUCACGAGCCAAUGCGUAGAUGAGGCGAACGGGAUUUUCGCGGUUCUCAAAGCGGUAAAAGGCCACGGCGUCCCGCUUCACGUCCGAUACCAGACGCCGGGAGACGACAGCGGAGUCCUCUGCGAAUCGAACGAGUGCCAGAUGAACGUAGACGUGGCGCAGAGGAGCGGCAUCGCGUCGUACCAGUGCGUGCACAUCGGUGCGGCGAGCUUUUGCGGGUCUUCGGUGGAACGCGUCUCGCUGGAGGAAGGCAUUUUGACCGAGAUGCAGGAGCUUUUCAGAACUGAGGAACGCCGUACAGGCCACGCUUCGGAAGAAGAGGACAUUGCGGACCACAGGCACGGGUAUCCACCGAAAGGUCUGGGGUUGAGGUGUAUGGUGAGUUACAUUCUCCAGAAAAAGAAGAUACCUGCCGUUCUUCCUGAAGAUAUGCGGGUGCCGUCAGCACUCAAAGAUUACCCACAACACCUCUGUCCGAAUGAGACCGUGUGUCAGGACUGUCCAGGGGAGGUGCUCCUCAGCGAUCCUAUGCUAAUUACACACAACGCCAAAAUCCUCACCAACUGGUGCAUCAUUAAAGAUGUCGCCACCUACAGCAAGCGGUGCCCGCAGUGUGGGAUGUUUUAUCGUUAUCAAGAGUGGAAAGAUCACCUCCAUAACUUCAAUGAUCACAUCAUCCUUGACAUACCCUUAUGUUUAACAUUGAGAAACCUUUUGCAGGUCCAUACUUCAAUGAGCAGGGCAGUUGAGUUUUUACGGCUUACCACAGGAGUGGAGUUUCCACCUCCAGACACAAUGCUGGAUGCUUAUUUGCAGUUCGAAGCCCUGACAGAUCAUGACUAUAAGUAUUCAUGCCCCUCGUGUGGCGAUCACCCUCCGGUGGUUAUCAUGGGCGUACACAAACACGCUGCUUCUUCAUUAUCAGAAAAUGACAUCGAAAAACCUCCAGAGAGCUUUAAAGGGGAGGUCAGUGUGGAAGAGUUCUGGGAGUCACUGUCUAAAGACAUGAUCUGUCGAGGAUUUGUUGCGAAUGGUGGACACAAUCCAUUUGCAGUCCCGCCGAGUUAUCACUUUUGGGCUCCUUGGAUUGGUAAAAACACACGGCGUUCAGACACUGUGCUAAACACCGAGUUUGAGAAAGUGAACGAUGAAACGGCCGUUACAGAAGAAAAACUGAGAGAAGAACUCUUCAAACUGAAGGAUGACGUGAUUAGAACUUUAUGCACUGAAUGUGGUGUGGACUCCGCUGGAUCUCGCAGCGAUCUUCUUCUUAGAUUAUACAAUGAAAUGAAAUCCAAGCAAACAUAUGACAAAAUCUGUUCAAAAAUCCGGAGUGCCUCUGGAGGCUGGGGGGUCAUUAUGUGCCCCUGUGGAAUUGUUUACAGCCUGAAAUGCAGUCUUCGAGCUGAGAGCCCUCAAGAUUUUGCUGAUUUGCUGUUAUCAUGGCAUCACAUGCCUAAUAUCGUAAUUUAUGACUUUGCGCAGGCUCUUGCAAAACACACCAAUCUAAGGGCAUCAGAAAAGUUACCCUUCUCUCCAUUUGAAGGAUGCCUGGUGGAACCCACUCAAGCCAACAAAGAGCUGGCCAGACGUGGACAGCUGGAAGUGCCUCUGCCCUGGCUGGACGGGAACAGCAGACAGGCGGAUCCUCACGGACACCCAGUGACGGGUUCAGCUGACCAUUACGUACUUUGUGGCCGUUCUCAUGAAGGCAUCGCAGACGGAGACGUUCUGAGGAAGCUCUCCCUCGUGCCUCAGCUGGCUGACAGAGUCAGCAGUCAGAUUUCAGAGCGACUGUUUGCUCAAAUGAAGAAGAACGACUACUUUUUGAACAUGUCUUUGCCGUCGACACAUCUGUAUCAAAUGAGGAACAUCAUUCACCACUAUAAUGAGAACAGGGCCGAUAAACUGAGCACCGGUUCAACCGGGAGUUCUGGAUCCAACUUGCUGACUGAAGCGGUGCUGGAGUCUUUAACCAGAAGCAGAGAUGAUGUGAUGGAGGACACAAUCCUGACAUCUUUGACGUCCUGAGCAGCAGUGCUUGACCAGGCCUUUAGCACCGACAACCUUUUGGAGUUGGAAACUAUGUUCUGAAAUCGUUAUUUAUGUCACUUUCAGUGAAUUGAAAUGUUAGUGACUAAUGACUAUAUAUAUAUAUAUAUAUAUAUAUAUAUAUAUAUAUAUAUAUAUAUAUAUAUAUAUAUAUAUAUAUAUAAUGUUUAAAUUAACUACUUAUUUUUGCCAGUAUAUAAUGUAGCAUUGUAUUUUUUUCUGCAAAUAGCUUGUUUUUGGGGGUUUUUUUUAGAAUUAUUUUCAAAAGCAAUCGAACUAGAACUGCCUCCUGAUGAGUUUUUGGUUUUGGAGUGUUAAUAUAGUUUAAAUGUGUUGUUUGAGCACUUUAGAUGUGACGCUUUUUUAAAGCAGUAUUGAAAUAUUUUAUUAGAAUUUGUAAUGGAAUGUUUGUUUUGUGCUGUAUAAAGUUACACGCAUGACUGCAAAAACACUUUCCCCCUUUUUUUUACUUUUAUUUUAAAAAGUUGAAUUAUUGUACACAAACACAGUGGUUUUAUAUAUAUAUAUAUUCAGCUGUGCUGAACCUUAACUUUUACAUUUCAACUUGUGAAAUUUAUAUUGAAAUCAUUUUUGCAUUAUUGUUUUUAAAAAUAUAUUUUACUGUUUUAAGUGAAGUUCAAUGUCUUCGUAAGGUAUGCCAUCGCUGUUUCGGCAGCGAAAAACAGAACACGUAAUCCUUUACUUGGGGGAGAAAAAAAUAAUGUUUUAAAUAGUAUGUCAGUUAAAAUGCUGUAAUGUAAAGUGGUCGUUACCAAAACAUGACCGUGACAACCGAAAAUGUGCAAUCACUACUGAAACAUGGUACGUUUGGUCAGAAAUAAAGUACAUUGAAUUAUCAA
Messenger RNA from Puntigrus tetrazona (Sumatra barb), 2966 nucleotides. RefSeq lists its product as uncharacterized. The record is from RefSeq and is a predicted model, not a curated record. The transcript has 10 exons. Lineage: Eukaryota; Metazoa; Chordata; Actinopteri; Cypriniformes; Cyprinidae. The coding region runs from base 1 to 2085 and encodes 694 amino acids.